CUCAAAAUUCUAAAAGGUCCAUAAGAGUGCUAAAGACAUGGGCCUGAAAUCUAAUGAACUAGCUGGUCCACAGAGAAACGCAAGAGAGUAGCUCAUUGAGUCAUUGGUGAGUCUGGCGAGGUUUUUUACAAUGGGUUUAGAGAUCAAGUUGUACAUCACAAGAGUGCUGAGGCGCGAAAAGCAGGGAACAUGGCAGCUUCCAUGGCGGGAAGAGCAACACCUACGCUUCUGUGUGCAGCAUGGAGAACACCAUCGACGAAUCCGGUAAUAGCUAGAGCCACACCAACGAAAAGAAUCUCCGUCUCCCUCCCGACGCCUUCUUUGUCUCCGAAUCUAACGAUUCGUCAGUCUCGAAUCUCUGCUUCUCCUUCGAGGUGCUUCCUAUUCCACUUUCUUUUUCCCUCUCAGAUUCGUAUUAUCUUUGUGCAAUCUAAUGUUUGAUUGGAUGAGAAGGUUGGUGCUACGAGAAUUAAGCAUAUUCUAGCCGGUUCAUUCUGCGAUUGCAUCCGCUUGCCUUGUCUCUAAGCUUCCUACGAAAUUCACCCCCUCGACUGAAGGUAGAUUUGCUAACUAUGUCAGUCCCAUCUAGUAUUGACUGUUUGCAGAGAUGGAGAGUUUUCUUCUCUUGUUCUUCUGAAAUUCACCUGGCUUGCACUGUGAUGCGGAGGAAAAUUUAAGUCUCACUAAUAAUAUCUUUGAUUUAAUUGAGGUUUUAAAUUAUGAUGAAAUGGAGCUGAGGAUGCCAGGUUUUGAGGUGAGAGAAUGUGAGACAGAGAGCCCAUUCCAUUUUAUAUAUAUGUAAAUGGCUCUGUCAGGAAGCUGGAUUUCUUUUCCUCAAGUGCUUUCCUUAUAAUGAAUUUCAACUUUAGAAGAUUGUUUAGGAGGAGAAACAGUACAGAAGCCCUCAUUUUCUUUUCUUCUUAUUAGGACAAAGAAAUAAAGAGGAAGAACACCAGUUCCCCUGAUCUCUCUCUCCCCCCCCACCCUCUCUCUCUCUCUCUCUUUCUUCCUAGGGAAAAAAAACCCAUCUUUGAAUUUGAUGUCCUGAGAUUGUACAAUGAGGGGCAUAGCUUCUUGUUUGAGUGAAAAUGCCAUAAAUGUGUCUCAUUCUUCUUGUUCUAGCUAUCCCAACCAUGCUUGUGUCUCUCCAAGCCUAACCCCAUCUGUUCAAAAUGCAGUCACUUGUAUCUACAAAGUCAUUCUCUCCAAUCAAAAGCAACUCCUGAUCCAAGUCACGUGGUGCAAGAACCAAACCACUCAAGGCCUCACCAUAAACUUCAACAAUAACACUUCAACAUCUUUCAGGCUCAAUACAAAUUCAAGGCUAUUCAGGAAGAAGAAAGGCAACAAAAUGAUCGAAGCCGAUACUUCUUCGAAGAUCGAAGUCUUCUGGGAUCUCUCCAAUGCUAAAUAUGACACGGGACCUGAACCUGUUGAUGGGUUUUAUGUACUCAUCAUGGUUGAUUCAGACAUAGGCCUUAUUUUGGGUGAUCUCGGUGAAGAAGCCACGACUAAGAAGUUCAAAACCAGCAAUCCAGCACCCAAAGUGACUCUAAUUUCAAGGCAGGAGCAUUGUUCAGGCAACGCUUUAUAUGCAACCAAGGCUCAGUUCUGUGACACUGGAAUUCCACAUGACAUUUUGAUUAGAUGUAGUGGAGAAAAUGAGGACCUAAAGCACCCAGUUAUGUCUGUUUGUAUCGAUAAAAAGACGGUGAUUCGCGUUAAGAGGCUGCAGUGGAAUUUCAGGGGAAACCAGACAAUCUUUAUUGAUGGGUUGCUGGUUGAUCUAAUGUGGGAUUUACAUGACUGGUUCUUCAAUCCUGUUUCAGGAUCAUUUGCUGUGUUCAUGUUCAGGACAAGAAGUGGAUCGGAUAGCAGGCUUUGGUUGGAGGAGAAGUUGGUGCAGAGAGACCAAGAGAAAGCUGAAUUCUCCUUGUUGAUUUAUGCCUGAUCAACUCCUCAAAGAAAGCAUUGUAGAUGAAGCUCUACAUACAUAAACCAAGCUUGUAAUGUAAACAAUGAGGAUAGUUGGGACCAUAGGACUUCAUUGAUAUAGUCAAAGCUUGUGACUAAGGGUGCAGGAGAGCAUAUAUAUAAUUCAAGACACAAGAUCUUUGUGAACUUUUAUGUGAAACUCACUGAGGCUUGCUUGAUAUUGGGACAAUGGUUGGACCACCUCUCAUGUCCUUUGGGAUCGUCAUUUCCAUUAUUUGCCCCACAAAGAGCCAAAACCUUUUGUAUUUGACUGGCUAGAAGGGAUCCAGUGUUCAAGUUUUGGACAUCAUGCACUAUCAUUCAUCAGGUAAGAA
Molecule: messenger RNA, 2309 nt
Organism: Tripterygium wilfordii
Lineage: Eukaryota; Viridiplantae; Streptophyta; Magnoliopsida; Celastrales; Celastraceae
Exons: 4
Coding region: 1058-1951 (297 amino acids)
Source: RefSeq, a predicted model, not a curated record